Molecule: messenger RNA, 1362 nt
Organism: Gracilinanus agilis (Agile Gracile Mouse Opossum)
Lineage: Eukaryota; Metazoa; Chordata; Mammalia; Didelphimorphia; Didelphidae
Gene: RSAD2
Product: radical S-adenosyl methionine domain containing 2
Exons: 6
Coding region: 1-1362 (453 amino acids)
Biological process (GO): defense response to virus; positive regulation of immune response
Cellular component (GO): lipid droplet; mitochondrion; endoplasmic reticulum
Molecular function (GO): 4 iron, 4 sulfur cluster binding; catalytic activity
Source: RefSeq, a predicted model, not a curated record
AUGUGGCUGUUCAUGCUAACAGGCUUUGCUGAGAAGCUGCUUCAUGUUUUCAGCCUUCAGCUGACCUCUCUGUGGAAGAUGCUGAUACAUUUAUCCUCCUCAUUUGGGACAUUGCUAUGGUCUACUGAUGGCAAGAGGAGCAUUCAGCAGGGGAGAAAGAAAAGAGGAAAAAGAGAAGAGACCUUAGGAGAGGAAGAUGCAUCAGAGAUCCCUGUUAACCCCGUCAGUGUCAACUAUCAUUUCACACGCCAGUGUAACUACAAGUGUGGUUUCUGCUUCCACACUGCUAAGACAUCAUUUGUGCUUCCCCUAGAGGAAGCCAAGAGAGGCCUCCUUAUGCUUAAAGAAGCAGGUUUGGAGAAGAUCAACUUUUCAGGAGGAGAACCAUUUCUACAUGACAGGGGAGAAUUCCUAGGCAAAUUGGUGGAAUUCUGCAAAAAAGAACUAAAACUCCCCAGUGUCAGCAUCGUGAGUAAUGGAAGUCUGAUCAAAGAGAAAUGGUUCAAGAACUAUGGUGAAUACCUAGAUAUUCUUGCUAUUUCAUGUGAUAGUUUUGAUGAGCAAGUCAAUACACUGAUUGGUCGUGGACAAGGGAAGAAAAAUCACGUGGAGAACUUGUGGAAGCUGAGGAAGUGGUGUACAGAUUAUAGGGUAGCUUUCAAGAUCAAUUCUGUUAUUAACAGAUUUAAUGUGGAAGAAGACAUGAAUGAGCAGAUUCGAUACUUAAAUCCUGUUCGCUGGAAAGUGUUCCAGUGCCUAAUCAUUGAGGGUGAGAAUGCUGGAGAAGAUGCCCUAAGAGAAGCAGAGCGAUUUGUCAUUACUGAUGAAGAAUUUGAACAAUUCCUUGACCGGCAUAAAGACAUAUCUUGUUUGGUACCUGAAUCUAAUAAGAAGGCCUAUGGUCAAAAUCUGCUGGCCUGCUCAAACCAAAGUGGCAAAAAUGAGACAGUUAAUAGUAAUCAUCAUCCUUUCAAAGCACAAGACAGCUCCCUAGUGUAUGUUUGUUUUGAAAGAUGGCCGGGGUGGAGGUGGAAGGACAGUUGGGGGUGCCCGGAGUACAAUAAAGAGAAGGCACUGCAGACGCCCCAAGUCAGACCUUGCAGAGGCGCAACUGAGCCCCGGAGCCCAUGCCUGCGCGCGUUGGGCAGGGCGCGGGCUGAGAGCAGGGGGCGGGGGGAGCGGUCGGUGCCCGGAGGAGGGGCGGCGGCGGCGGCUGCUGCAGGAGCUGCAGCUGCUGCAGUGUCCGCUCGGGAGGGAGAGGGAGAGACAGAGACAGGCUGGAGAUUGCGCAGCCCCGAGGAGGCCGUGCCCGUGCCCGUGCCCGCGCCCGCCACGACAGAACUGCGGCAAACACCCAGGUAA